Molecule: messenger RNA, 12181 nt
Organism: Rhinichthys klamathensis goyatoka
Lineage: Eukaryota; Metazoa; Chordata; Actinopteri; Cypriniformes; Leuciscidae
Gene: tnrc6c1
Product: trinucleotide repeat containing adaptor 6C1
Exons: 23
Coding region: 262-5811 (1849 amino acids)
Biological process (GO): positive regulation of nuclear-transcribed mRNA poly(A) tail shortening; miRNA-mediated post-transcriptional gene silencing
Cellular component (GO): P-body; nucleoplasm
Molecular function (GO): protein binding; RNA binding
Source: RefSeq, a predicted model, not a curated record
UCCCCGGAUCUGGAUAAAUUCCCCUGCAUUUUGAGAGGUGAAUUCCUCAACUGGAAAGCCAGGCUUGCCAUUGCAGCUCACUGCAGGAGCGACUGUCCUGACUGCUACUGAAUAAUAUCUGAUCUGUGUCAGUACGGGUAUCGACAACAGCCUCCUUCGCCAUGCAGCUCAUGCAUCACAUCUGAACAGCAGACCGCAGUUGCUCCGUCUGCAAAAUAAAGCCUUGGGACAAAACACGUCACACAAAAGGAGAACCAUUUGAUGGAAGAAAAGAAAAAGAAAAAGCAAGAGGAAAAGAAAAAGAAGGAAGCUGCUCAGAAAAAGGCUGCUGAACAGAAAACCAAAGUGCCAGACUCUGCCAAGCCCAGCCCCACCCCUCCUCCCCCCACCAACCCCAGCACCGCCAUCAACCCGUCCGUGCCCUCAGCCAGCAGCAGCACUGGUGGCAAUGGCAAGCGCGCACCCUCCAGCAACCAACAGCAGCAGCCGGCAGCCCCUCGCUACCCGCCCAGAGAGGUGCCCCCUCGUUUCCGUCAACACGAACACAAGCAGCUACUGAAGCGGGGCCAACCUCUGCCCGCCGGGAGCACGGCUCUUGCGCAGCCAGUGUCCGCCAGCCUUACACCUCAGCCCUUCUCCUGCCAGACCCACCCAGAGCUGCCCCCACAGAGUGGCCUGGCAGCCCAGUAUGAGAAUAUAUCCCUCAGUCGCAGUGCCACUACAGCCUCUACCAACAGCUGCAGCGGCUGGGAUCCACUGAUUAUUGACGAGCGCGAUACGGAGGCGUGGCCUUCCAUUUCAUGCAAAGAAAGCCACGCACCUGCAGGAUGCCCCUUGGAUACUGAAAGUAUCAGUGACAUCAGCAGCAUGAGCAUGGCCACAGGAGCUGGCCAGCAAGGCCAUUUCUCCACCAAUCACCCCAGCAAAGCCAAUGCCGGCCACUCAGGAGGUCUGCUCUCUAGUCAGGGUGGGGCCAGCAGAGGCUGGGGCUCUGGCCCUUCUCCUGCCAGUGGAGGAGAAGGGAAGAAUGAAGUCUCCAGCACAUCAGUGGGAGCCAGGGGUUGGGGCUCCUCCAACUUUAACUUGAACUUAAACCCCAACGCCAACCCCUCUGCCUGGCCAGUUCUGGGACAUGAAGGGACCGGCAUGGGUGGCGGCAGCUCAGGAGGAAGCAACCCUCCUCCUCCUAAUCUCUGUAGCCCACCGGGCACUUUGCCCAGCCAGGGCUCUAGCAGCAGUGGCAGUAUGGGUGGUGCCAAUGGAAAUUCUGCAGGUAAUGGUGGCAGUGGCAAUGGCAGCACCACAUGGGGUAGCACUGUGCUCAGUGACUCCUCAGAGCCACACUCCACCCCAUCCACGAAUGUGUCUUUCAUCUCCGAACCUCCGAACCUUAACACUGAUGGACCAAAUCACACUAAGCAGGAGCCCAGAAGCCCAGGCCACAGCCUGUCUAACUGGGGCGUUGGCCCUGCAGGCAUGGGCUCGUUUAUUCAAACUCCAGGAGGAGCAUCGCAAGUCAAUGGAGACGGGGAAUCUGUUUGGGGUAAUGGAGAUGCCAAAUCUGGUGGUGGCUCAAAAGACUCUGGUUGGGACUCAGGGAGCAGCUGGGGACAAGGAGGGGCCUCAGGCACUUCUGGCUGGGGACAAGCUGCCUCAACUGGGGACUGGGGUAAGCAUUCCAACAGUGAGGCCAAAGGAUGGGAUUCUUCAUGCUCUCCCACCCAAGAGCAGCAGCUCAAUUCUUGGGUCCGUGGGGCCAAUGCUACAGCUAGUGAGGGAAGCAGUGACAGCAUGGAAUGCCAUCCUCGCAUGAGGGACCACUCAUCAAGAGAUGAGGCUCCCCCUAUUCUGCCAGCCCAGGAUAUGGACCCUCGGGUUCUGUGCAACACCGGCUGGGGACAAACACCAGUGCGGCAGCACACAGCUUGGGAGAUUGAAGAAGCUGCACGCUCCAACCGCAAGAAUGACAUUGGAACUGAAGCCUGGUGCUCAUCAUCAAAUGCAGUCAAAGUAGGACCAACACCAAUUUCUGGCAGUGCCAACCCAAACUCUGGCACUACAUCCAGACCUGACUCUGGAGGCAAGAAUGAGGGCCCCUGUCCUAGUACUGGAGCUGCAUCUGGAUGGGCCACAGCCAUGCCAUCCCCCCAGGCUAGCUCUGGUUGGGCUGAUCCAACCAGCAACAAGAAACCUUCCAGUGGUCCUGGAAGUUGGAGCAGUACCCCAGCCGGAGGCCCAGGCGGCAACCUGCAAAAAAGUGGUCAGACUUGGGGUUCAGGGGAUAAGUCUCCUACCUGGGAAGACAGUCACUCUAAAGCCAAACCACAGGGCUGGGCUGAGGGGCACAAACAAUCUCACGGAUGGCGCAAUGGACCUGGUGGAGAAAGUGGGUCUGGAGGAGAAUGGGGUGAACCUGGAGAUGGAAAGAAAAAUGGUCCCUCCAGCUCUACCUGGGAGGGAGAGGGUACCAGCUGGAACGAGGGCUCCAGGGGAUGGGGAAAGCCUGCCCCGGGAGUAGGGGGAAACUGGGGAGAUGCACAACGCCCCAGUGCGCCACCACAAGGAUGGAAUAACAAGCCUCAAGAGGGCACCAAUGGCAAUAGUGGCAGUGGAAGCAUGGGUUCUUGGGGAGGUCCUAGCUCUGUAAAGCAGAGUGGCUCUGGAUGGAGUGGAGGAAAUGGUGGAGGUUCUAAACCUGACCAUACUGGAGACCCCACUGGAUGGGAAGAGCCCUCUCCACCCUCCAUCCGCCGUAAGAUGGAGAUCGAUGACGGUACCUCAGCUUGGGGGGACCCAAGCACUUACAACAAGACAGUCAAUCUCUGGGACAGGAAUAACCCUGGUAUCCAAGGCAAACCAGGACCUGGCAAUGCCAACAAUGUACCCAACAACCAUCAUCAUCAUCCCCACCAUAACCAACCUCCUGUGCAGGCUCACAGCCAUGGAGGUCCAAACUCAAACAAUAAUAACAUUUCCCCUGAUAAUGCUGGCCCACAUCAAACUGGACCGCCUCACAGUAGAACAACCCACAUGAAUCCAGGAUGGGGUGAGAUGUCAAAUGCCCAUUCAAAACCUGAGCCCUCAUGGGGGGAGCCAGCCGCCCCUGCAGCAAGUGUGGACAAUGGCACUUCUGCAUGGGGCAAACCCCAAGGUGGCUGGGGUGAUAAUGGCCCUGAGGUUUAUGGUCGAGGCAACGGACCCCCUGGAUCUGCCCCCUGCAAACCUGCCCCCAAAUCUAUGCAAGAUGGCUGGGGAGGUGGUGAGGAUAUGGGCAUGUCUGCAGGGCAAUGGGAACAGGAUGACGGCGACAUGUGGAACAGCACUGCAUCUCAGGAGAGCAACUCCUCCUGCAACUCCUGGGGCAACCCACCCAAAAAGAGUCUACCAAAGGGAAAAGUCCCAAACAAACAGGAUGAUACCUGGAUAAUGAGUCGUCUCAUUAAGCAGCUGACUGAUAUGGGCUUCCCUAGAGACCCUGCAGAAGAGGCUCUCAAGAGCAACAACAUGAACUUGGAUCAGGCCAUGAGCGCCCUUUUGGAGAAGAAGACCGAACUAGAUAAACGGGGGAUGGCAAUCUCUGACUAUAACAACGGCCUAGUCAAUAAACCAAUGGGCUGCAGGCCUUUAGUCAUCUCCAAAGAAUCCUCUUCAGAUCGCCCCCCCUUCUUGGACAAGGAUGCUGGGCUAGCAGAUGAUGCCCAAACCUCACCGUUUAUGCCUUCUCCGAGCCUGAAGCUCCCAUUGGGUAGUGCUUCACUCCCUGGCCAGAGCCUUGGAGUUGCAAUGCAAAACUUGAACAACAGACAGAUGCAGAGUGGAGUGUUUGGUAGUAGCGGAGCAGCACAAGCCCGGGCCCUGCAGCAGCAGCCUCCUCCCCAGCCGUCAGUGCCACCUCACAACUCGUCCCAGCCUAGUCUUCGCGCUCAAGUGCCUCAGUUUCUCAGCCCUCAGGUUCAAGCACAGCUUUUACAGUUUGCAGCAAAAAACAUUGGUCUCAACCCUGCACUUUUAACCUCACCAAUAAACCCUCAGCAUAUGACCCUGUUGAACCAACUUUAUCAGCUGCAACUGGCGUACCAGCGUUUACAAAUUCAGCAGCAGAUGUUGCAGGCACAGCGCAGUGUUUCUGGCCCCAUCCGACAGCAAGAGCAGCAAGUUGCACGUACAAUCAAUAACAUGCAGCAACAGAUCCAGCAGCACCAGCGGCAGCUGGCUCAGGCUCUGCUGAUGAAACAACAGCAGCAGCAGCCACCCCCCUCACACCCGGGACUGCAUCCCAGCGCAGGCAAAUCAGCUCUGGACACAUUUCCAUCCCAUCCCCAGAUCUCCAGCCUCUCUGUUUCCGACCUUCAGACCAAAGAGCCACAGUCUUCUCCAAAUUCCUUCUCACCCUACCCUAUUUCUGGAUUAAAUCCCAACAUGAAUGUAAACUGCAUGGAGGUGGGUGGCCUGUCCAUUAAGGACUCUCCUCAGCCUCAGUCACGCCUGUCACAGUGGACACACCCUAACUCCAUGGAGAACCUAUCUGGGAACUCCUCUCCAAUGGAGCCCAACUACAGCAAGCAUGGGCACUCUGCUGGCCCCAGUCUGGGUCACCCUAGUAAGCCCCAGCUGGAUGACUCCUACAGUCCCUACAAUCUGAUUCCCAGCUCUGAGUCUCCUGCCAGCCCUCUGGCACCUCAUGAUAGCUGGGGCCAGGGAAAGAACACCAAUGACAAGAUCUCCAAUGGGACCAAUAUCAACUGGCCUCCAGAGUUUUGUCCAGGAGUACCCUGGAAAGGACUGCAGAAUAUUGACCCUGAGACUGACCCAAAUAUGACCCCAGGGAGUGUUCCCAGUGGGCCCACCAUCAACACCAACAUUCAGGAUGUUAACCGCUACCUGCUGAGAGACAGGAGUGGAGGUUCCACCCCAACUUCCUCACAGGGUGAGGCUCUGCCUCCCUCCAGCGAUUGGCCAGUCACUAGCUCUUUCAGUUUGUCCUCCCCCGAGGCAGACAGCACAGGCAAGCUGUCUGACAUGAAGUCCACUUGGUCCCCAGGGCCCAUCUCACACACCCAGCCUUCUCUCUCUCACGAGCUUUGGAAAGUCCCACAAGGACCCCGGAACACAACGGCUCCCACACGGCCACCUCCGGGGCUGACCAACACCAAGUCCUCGUCCAUGUGGGGCGGAAACACCCUGGGCCUCGUGGCUGGCUGGAGCGGCUCCUACUCCUCAGUAGGUACCACAUGGAGUACAGACAGCUCCAGCAGGAGCACUAGCUGGUUGGUUUUGAGAAACCUCACACCACAGAUUGAUGGUUCAACACUGCGGACACUGUGCAUGCAGCACGGCCCGCUUAUCACAUUCCAUCUCAACCUGACGCAGGGCAAUGCCGUGGUGCGCUACAGUUCUAAAGAGGAGGCUGCCAAGGCCCAGAAGUCCCUACACAUGUGUGUUCUGGGAAACACCACUAUACUGGCAGAGUUUGCUGGAGAAGAGGAGGUGAACCGCUUCUUUGCACAGGGUCAGUCCCUCACGCACACCACCAGCUGGCAGGCCAACCCCGGCACCAAUCAAACUCGGCUGGGAGGCGGAGGGACGGCGGCCACACACCCCAUCGGCCACUGGAACAGCAGCAGUCUGGGAGGCGGAGCAGGCGGGACGGGGUCCGGCGGUAAGGCAAGCAACGAGCUGCUGUGGGGGGGUGUACCGCAGUACUCCAGCCUGUGGGGGCCGCCCAGCGGCGAGGACGGUCGAGUGGUAGGGAGCCCCACCCCAAUCAAUACGCUGCUUCCUGGAGACCUGCUGAGUGGAGAGUCCAUGUGAGAGUGCCAAGCGCUCGACCCCCUACCGCAGCGAAAUAUGAAACUUCAAGAGCAAAAACCAAGCAAAUCAUUUGGCGAUAAUCAGCGUCAGUGGAACUGUGAAAAACCAAGAGACAGGAGGCUGAGGCCACACUUGCAUAGAGGCUGCUGACCUUCAUCUACUUUUUGGUUUGGUUUUGCGUCUUUUCAUCUGUGUUAUUUUGAUCAUUAGGCUUGGGUUACAGUAUUCUAUAGACUUCUUACGAAGCACCGUGACUAAAAGAGAAGUGAACCUUUUACAGAAACUUUUCUCUAUUAACUGAUACCAGUGUGAAAGUGUAUUUUACUACAAACCGAUGAGACAAGCUGCCGUUUGUUUUCAAUUCCUCUGGCUCGAGCACAUCCUGUCAGCCCAAACACAGCAUAUUGCCCUCUCCCGAAGAAAUAUGCAUCAUUCCAAACCAACUCUCCCCACUCCCUGUGUUUUGGACUGGCUUUUUUUUUUUUUUUCAGUUGUCCUUUUGGAUUGUUCGGAUUAAUUAACAGCACUAAACUUUAGCCUUAACUGCUGAUCAGUCCCACUCCACUUGUACUCUGAAGAAACAUCUUGAGAAUUGCACAUUUUCUCAUUUCUGAGCCAGGACUGUCAUGGGUUGUAUGUCAGCCGCAGCAUACGCGCAUUCGUCGUCCUCGUUUCCCUCGGUUGCCAUCCAGUCCUCAUUACUCUCAAAAGGACGGACAUGUAUAUGACCCCUCUGCACAUUUGAGGCAUUUAUUCUUAAACUGAGAGGACAUGUGGACAGCUGAGGAAUAUAUUAACCACUUAUCUAAAAAAAAACUGUACAGGAAACACUUUUCAGAUGGACUACUUUCUUUUUUUUCUUUAAUUGUCCUAAAUGACCUCGGCCUCUCGAAAAACACUAGUCCUUAUUGUCGUUCGUCUGACGUGCAAUAUAUGCCACAGACUCUUCCGUCCUUUACGCAGUGCUUUUUUGCCGUGAAACGGUCGGAGCUCAUCUGGAGACGGGAGGGAUCAAAGACUCGUCUCCAGCUCCACCACCAAGCAUGGGACUGGACAGAAGAGGACUCUGUCAGUGUGUAAGCCCAUGGUGAUGAAACAUUCACUAGCACUUCCUCUACACACUCAAGGACAAGUGUGACUACAGGGGCAACAGGGGCUUCAAACCAAAUAAGAGGUGUUUCUUGUAACCCAGUUGACAAAGUGCUUUUUUUUUUUUCGUUGUUGUUGUAUUUGGUACAAAAGUAUGGAACAAAGGCGGCGUGGUUUCUUCAUAGCACUUAGCAAGAGCAUCAAGCUCCGACUUAAAUGCCAACAAAUUACACGUGUACGUGUGAAACUGACAAAAAGCAACGAUGAAAAGCAAUCUACCGAACUUCUCCUCCAUGCUCCUUUUUGAACUCUAAACGGAUUUUGCCGUUUCAUUUCUUCUUCGUCUUUCCACAGCCUUUCGACUUUGAAAUCAGACAUUUCGAAAAUGGUAGCAAAACGAAGGGAUGUCUGAUGAGGGGGAAAAAACACCACAACAAGACUGAAGUGUUCUCGCGUUGUUGUUUUUUUUUUUUUUUUUUUUAGAUGAUAUAUAUCAAAGUAAAUAUCACUGUUAAAGUACUCCAAAAUCAUUAGCCUUUUUGUCUGGAGAUGCUAGACGUGUUGUAAUGUUUCUAAUGGAUUCUGUGGGGCCCCCUGGCCUGGUGGCCCUGCCUACCUGUAUGAUAAGUGUGGCCGUUGAGUGCCUAUCUGCUGUGGCGCCUCAGGUGCCCACGCUCUGACUUUUGACCCGCUGUGCCAGGCCGGCGCACCAGAUGCCAGAACAGACCUGCCUGGGCCGGAGCAGUGGCUCCUUCAGACCUGGCCAAUCAGUACGUACUACUACUGCGCCAGCACUCGACCUCGUCUCAACUUCACUCUCAUAGACUCUCUUUCUCCCUCUCAUGCAAAGAUCACUUUAGCUGGAAGUGGACAGGUUCGUUUCAUGUACUUUGUAUGAUCAAUUGGGUAUUUCCCUUCUGGAAUUGCCAGUGUUGUUUUGUUUUUUUUGUCAACAUUGCUGUUGUUAUCGUCAUUGCUGUUGUUGAUGUUAUAUCGUUAUUUUGCGCUUUUUUGUUUUUUGGUCUUUGUGUGUGUGUGUGUCAAUGCAGUGGUCUCUAUGGUAGCUGCUCUCACCAGCCCCUCUUGCUGCGCAUAUGCAGAAAACACUCUGAUUAAGAGGCACACCUCAGCGUAAACGGCGGCCGCUAACGUCGCCAUGGCUUUUGAAAUACGGAAUAUGGAUUCAGUCACGCACGUAGUUGGCGUAACGAAGAGUAGGUUGAUGGUGCUCAGUUUGUCUUCUGCCUCUCCUCUGCACUUUCCUCCGCUUCGGCGUCAGAGCCCUGCCAGGCCACACACUGGUGCUUAUGACAAAGGGCAGACGGAGUACACUACUUUACCUGGUCGCCUCAUCUCACAGUAAUAAAAGCAAAUGAUAACGGACACUCAGCUCUCCACUUCUAUGCAAAGACCGGCCGAGAGGUGCAGUUCACGGCCUUCAGCUUCAAUCUGUAGUUCUCUCCAAGCCCACUCUUCAGCUUACCAGUUCAUUGUGAGAAGGCAGCUUCCUUACGGUGUAGCCUAAAGAAAGAAACCGGCCCGCUUCAUUUGAACUAAUGACCAGGCCCUCACUGUUUACUCUCUGAAUGAUCUCUUACAUUAUGUACAUGCAGUCUCAGGGCAGCCUCAGAGAACCCCAAACUGUUUUAUCGUUCCGAGGGGGGCGUAGUCGUGCGUUCUUGCAUUAUCCGAUGUGGCUUUAAAGAUGCUGAAUGGACUCGGAGAAGGAUUCGCAGGAAGUCCCUCUGUUUUUUAGAUCCUAAUGUACCUAUUCUCGAUCGUAGACUUAACCUAGUCAUGAAUCUAUCAGAGUGGGACUCGUUACUUCUUGAAAUGUGUUUUGAUGUUUGGUUUUGUAAAGAGCACAUGGAGGUGGAGAGGUAGAAUGCAGGUUGGCACCAAGACAGACGAAUAGCACCUUGUCCCGGGUAUCAAAUUACGCCUGGGAGGACUACUGAGAAUUAAACAGGGAAUCCAGAAUGUUUAGGUGCACUGUAGAUGGUUCACAUUUGGGUACAUCUUUUUUUAAAACCAAAAAAGGUUUUUGUCUCAUUAUUAUUAUUAUUAUUAAUGUUAUUGUUGAAAAAGGAAACUUAAAAUCUGUAGUACACUCUUUGACUGAAGUGCUUCUCUCUGCAAGCCUUUGACGCCCUGAUGUGGCGGACAGAUGACUCUGGGGUUUGCUGUAUUGAUGGUAUUAUACUCUGUCCCGACCCAAUACUAGGGGAACGGUACAGAUUAUUUUCUAAUUUGUUUUUUUAAUUUUUUUAAACAGGUCCAGGUCCACAUGGACCUAUUGUAUCAGGAGGCCUGGGGCACAUGCCAGUUGAUACCAAGUCUUAAAAGGGGGAAAUCCCUUUCUGGAAGAAUUCUUUUUUUCUUCUUUUUUUCUUUUUUUUUACUUCACACUCGAGUGACACUAGCAACAAUCACUAUUGCCUGUUUUUGAAGAUAUAUAUAUAUAUAUAUAUAUAUAUAUAUAUAUAUAUAUAUUUAACUGCCUUUCUCUAAGCUGUACUCGAGACCACAGAUUGAAAGAAAAAAAAACUUAAAAAAAAAACGAACAUCCAAAACUUAAAAUCAAGAGGAUUGCCUGGCAGACUGACUAGCUAGCUAAAAAGUGGGCACUCUGGGUCUUAUCUAUAGGACUAAUGUACCCCAGCUCCACGAGAAUGGCUCAGAUGCAACUUUGUGUAGGUAAGAAGUCCGCUUCGAUCGUACAAAAUAACAGGGGCAUCGCCUGGGUGGAGAUAACCUCUAAGAAAAUCAAAUCCUUUGGCUAGAAUAUGCACAUCCUGGUUGAUAUACAUGUACAUCUGAAAUCCUGUGUAUGUAUAGAACUGGUUAUAUAUAUUUUUUUUUCAUUUACUUUUACUUUUUUUUCUCAGGCCUGAGUAACCCCCUGUUUCCUUCUCUCCAUGAAUUUAACUAGAUGAUAAAGGCAUAAACAUAUCAAAAUUAUACAAAUGACAAAAACUCAAAUACUUGAAUCAAAAGAAGCGCCAAUAAUGUAAUGUGAAAUUUUUUGUAAUAAUUUUGUCAUUCAUACACUUCCAAGCUUUUUGAUAACAUCAGUUCAAACUGAACGAAAAAAAAAAAAAAAAAAUGUAGUAAAAAAAAAAAAAAAGAUAAAAAAAAAUGCAAAAUGACAUCGGUUGUAUGUGAGUGUUUGCACAAGAUUGCGUGUACUGUAUGACGGAUGAAUGCGUUCGUUUGCCUGUGUGAGUGAGUUCAAACCAAUGGAUGCUAGUGAUUACAGUGGAUUUGUUUGCGCCUUUGUUUCAUCUUAGAGGUUUUUUUUUGUCUUUCUUUUGUUGGCUAGUCAAAAAUAUAUUCGGAUGUGUAUUGUUAUUGUAUUUGUUAUUAGCUUUGUUAUUAGAGUUGCACUGAGUGUCUGCUUCCCCUCAUUCAGCUAAUCGUACAACAUGAUAUUAAAGUACUAAGGGGACAAGGUGACAAUUCAUGUGUUAAUGUUUACUCAAGGACUUAUUGAGAAAAAUAACAAGUGUGUUUUUUAUCUGUAAUACGAUUAUCUACCUUAUAGUGGCUUUUAUUGUGGAAUAAUCCAUGAUAAAGAAAUGGAUUAUUUUGAGUAUUGCACCAUUUUUGUUUUCAGAUUAUAAACAGAAAAAAAAUGCAAAAUACAAAAAAAAAAAAAGUAAAUGAAAAUGAAAUGUGUGGGGGGGAGGGAUCUUUUUGAAGAACUGUGGCCAUAGAUCGAUGUAGAGGGACUUGUAACUCCCCAUGUUACACCAUGAUGAGCUGGAUAGACAUCUGGAGAAGAGUUUCUUACAAGACUCAUUUCAGAGGUGCCUACCUUUCUGGUUUGCUUUUUUUAUUGUCAAUGUUCAUUUCUGUUCUAGUUUUCUUUGUGCAAGGCCACCAACAGUUUACAAACAUUUCAUGUUUUUCUGAAGUUCAAGGAAAAGGAAUGUUACGAUGGGAUUGUCAUGAGAAGAGAAAAGAAAGAAAAUCCUAAAGGACAUAUACUUCCAUCAAAUGAAUAACAAAAAACACUUUACAGAAUGAAGAUUAUUGUGCUACUUGCAGAACUCUGGGAUUGAUCAGUGUUGUCAUGUUUUUGUUUUUAUUUAUGUUGGCAAUGUUACUUUCAUAGAUUAUCAAAGCCUGUAUUUUUUUUUUUUUUUGGAAAGCAAAAAAAAAAUCUUUUUUUUUUUAAAAAAAGAGAAAAGAAGACAUAGUUGUUCACUAUCUUGCACACACAAAAAAAGUGGAUCAUGUCUCAGGAAGGCAAGGGUUCCAGAGUACCAACUCCACGCCAUUUAAUGUUUGUUUUUAGAGAAAGAGGAUAACAGAAAAAAAAACAUAAGCACUGAAGGUUAUGGAUUUCAGAAGAAGAAAAUACCUUUGUUUCUAAAUCCGUAGCAGUUACAUAUUUACCAAAUAAUGAACUCUUAAUGAACUUUAAAAAAUGGAGUGCUUUAUAUAUAAAUCUCUAUAUUGAAAUUGCUUUACAUUUUAAACAAAAUGAUCAAUGAUUUUGAUUGUUCAAAAGACGGUGAAAGAACAUACAAAUGCUGUAUGUGUGAUUCUUUAUUGUAUUUUCUUAACAUGAGGUCCCUUCCUGUUGAAAUCAGGACCAUUGUGCAUUACUAUUUCUUUCCUCUUUGUCAUACUGUCUCCUGUGGCGGGUAUUACAUGAUGAGAACUAAAAACGAGGGGUUGGGGGCAGGGUUUCUGUAUCUAUUUGAUCAAUUUAAAGAGGAAAGAAAAGCUGGUUUAUACGGAUCAUGAUCUAUGCACAAGGGGGAUGGGGUUCUUAAAGCCUCUGUGACCCAUCUCUCACUGGGAUUAGAGGGAAUCUUUUUUUUUGUGUCUUUUUUUGUGCUCAUUUGCUCUGUUGUCUCCCUCCCCACCAACCCCAUCUUACUUCCCAUUUUUUAUGUUUCUUACAUGCAGUACAUCGCCAUGCUGUGUAUUCCUAAACCAAUGAACGUCUCAUUCUGAAGCACUGUGGGGUUUUUUUGUAGCCCAUGACUUUCAAGGUUGUCUGUGUUCUUUGUGUGACUGAGUGAGUGAGUGUGUUACUGGGAUGAGUGUUGGUGGAGAUACUGGGUUGCUUUUGCCUUUUGUUAAGGAAUAUGUCUGUACUGAGAUUUUAAGAAGUCAAUGGCUUUUGAUGGGUUUUUUUCCCCUCUCUUUUCCUCUUUUUCUCUCUCCUCAUAGAAUGUGAUUGUUGACAUGCACCGAAAAAAAAUGUUUUCAACUAUGGAGCUUCUUUCAAACAAUUAAUAAAUUGCAUUUUUGUUCUUGGCUGUAA